AUGAACUUUCCUGCUAGUACAACAACUGAAAUAACACCACCUCCACAAAAUCAACAUCAACCGCAAUCACUACCACAAACUCAACCACAACUGCAACAGACAGACUCACAUCACAAUAAACGAAGAAAUGACGACUUUGAAAUUAACCAACAACGAUUUAAAAAUAUGACGCAAGAAGAAGCAAUAAAUUCCACGACAGAAUGGCCUCAAUUUAUACACCCGGAUGGAGGAAUCGUUAAAAUAUCACCAUGGGGCUCAAUACGAGAAUAUAUCGAUCCAAAGACUAAUGAAACUGUAACGAAAUUUGAAGAUUGUAAUUUUGAAGAAUAUUCAUUCAAGUCAGAAACGGUUGAGAAACUAUAUCAGACUCCAGACACGCCACAAUCAUUGUACCAUCGACCUACUAAUCAAUCGCACGACAAUGGCACCGCCACUACUACUGCAAACUCUCGAUUUACAUUGAGCCCGAGUAAUGAAGUUGAGGGAUAUGUGGUUGAUGGCUACGGAAGGCACCAAAACGACGAUGACGUUUCAUUCUCGAGUGCAAAUGAUGUAACUCAUCAGUAUCAAGUUGAACAAGAGAAUUAUUUUGGAAUUGGUGGUGAACAGAUGGAAGAGUUUGAUUGUAGCUAUAACGAAGAUGAAGAUGAAAAAAUGAUAUAA
This is a messenger RNA of Lodderomyces orthopsilosis Co 90-125, 663 nucleotides long. RefSeq lists its product as uncharacterized. The transcript has a single exon. NCBI's taxonomy places the organism in Eukaryota, Fungi, Ascomycota, Pichiomycetes, Serinales, Debaryomycetaceae. The record is from RefSeq and is a predicted model, not a curated record. Bases 1 to 663 code for a protein of 220 amino acids.